CAGUUAGCAGUAGCUAUAGUACGUAGCCGGCGAGCAUACCAGCGGGAGCCAGGAGAGCAUCCAUGGCGUCGGCCUCAGGUCUCUUCGCCACGGCGCUCGUCGUGGCGCUCAUGCUCGCGGGUAGCAGCACCAGCCGUGCCGCGCGCCACCUCGCCGACGUGACUCCGGCAGCUGCUCCUGCCGCCGUCCCAGGCAUUCCUGCCGUGCCGAAGCCGCCGGUGCCAACGGUGCCAGCCGUGCCCGCGGUCGCUCUGCCACCGAUGCCCGCCGUACCGACGGCGCCAACGGUCACCGUGCCGCCAGUUCCCCAAGUGCCGGCGGCGACCUUGCCACCCAUGCCAGCAAUUCCGGCGGUCCCCGCGGCAACCUUGCCACCCAUGCCAGCCGUGCCGGCGGUCCCCGCGGCGACCCUCCCGCCGAUGCCCGCGGCGCCCACUACCGUGCCGAACGCGGCGUUGCCCCCCAUGCCGGCCGUGCCGAAGGUGACGCUGCCUCCCAUGCCCGCCGUCCCCAAGGUUACCUUGCCGCCAAUGCCCUCGAUCCCCAGCGGCGUGCCGAUGCCGUUCUUGGCGCCGCCUCCCUCGGCGUAAUCAAGCAUGCGCACUGUACGUUCAUGUGUGGACACGCUGGUUGUCUGUCAUCUGCCGAUAUCUGAUUGUUGCGUCGUCGCUCGAUCGAGUAUUUGCUGGGAACGAUGCUGUACUUUCACGAACAGAUUGGCUGGAGUUUCUUUCUUGGCUUCCAUUUGAUUUGUGUGGAUUAUGUUUAUGUAUUAGUUGGAGAGGUCUUGGGUCUUGUCAUUGAUUACUCUGUACAUGUACAACUUGUGCUCAGCAAUCUCGUGUUUCUGUAUUUUGGGUUCA
This is a messenger RNA of Panicum hallii, 863 nucleotides long. Its product is annotated as vegetative cell wall protein gp1-like. Bases 63 to 590 code for a protein of 175 amino acids. NCBI's taxonomy places the organism in Eukaryota, Viridiplantae, Streptophyta, Magnoliopsida, Poales, Poaceae. The record is from RefSeq and is a predicted model, not a curated record. The transcript has a single exon.